Messenger RNA from Entelurus aequoreus (snake pipefish), 5161 nucleotides. Its product is annotated as leucine-rich repeat and fibronectin type-III domain-containing protein 2. The record is from RefSeq and is a predicted model, not a curated record. Gene Ontology annotation, molecular function: protein binding. Lineage: Eukaryota; Metazoa; Chordata; Actinopteri; Syngnathiformes; Syngnathidae. Gene Ontology annotation, cellular component: postsynaptic density membrane; cell surface. The transcript has 5 exons. The coding region runs from base 478 to 2844 and encodes 788 amino acids.
UAUCCACCGGCGACAUUUCCCACCCCCCCCCCCCCACCCCACCACACCCCCACGGACAAGGAGCGAGGAAGAUACAAUCCUGGUGGAUCAUAGGCGGCUCGCGGUUCUGCAGUUCGGAUCCCGGAUUGAGUAAAUGGAUGGAAGGGAGCGGCUGUAGCCCCGGACCUGGGCGGGAAUUCACGUCACUAGAGCCUGCGGUGACACAUAAUGGAUACUCGCUCGUCUGCAAAGGUUAGAGAAUGAAUUGAUGAGGUGGUGGACUUCUUCUUCAGCACAAAGAGAGGAGAGGCUCUUGUUUACCGUCCGCAGUGGGAAUUCAAGGUGACCCCUAAGACCCAACAAAUGUGACACAAAUUUGACUUUUACAAGGAAGAGGAACUAAAAUCUGCCUCCCACUUUGAGAUGACCAAUAUGUGUCUGGACACCUGAGUGGACCAACCAACCGUUCUUAUUACUGUCCCCUUUGUAUGAACUAACAUGGACAAAGUGGUCGUCAGUCUCCUGCUUCUGGGAAUCACGUUUACAAUGGUCCGUGCAUGUCCCAAAUACUGUGUCUGCCAGAACCUCUCAGAGUCUUUGGGGACUCUUUGCCCCUCCAAAGGUCUACUCUUCGUCCCGCCGGACAUAGAUCGUCACACCGUGGAGCUCCGACUGGGUGGUAACUUUAUCCUCAAGAUCACCACUCAGGACUUUGCCAACAUGACGGGUCUGGUGGACCUCACCUUGUCCCGCAACACCAUCGGCACCAUCCAGGCCUUCUCCUUCAUUGACCUGGAGACCCUGAGAUCCCUUCAUCUGGACAGUAAUCGAUUGACCGAUCUGGGACCGGAUGACCUGAGGGGUUUGGUCAACCUACAGCACCUGAUCCUCAACAACAAUCAACUGAAUCGCAUCUCCAAAGUCUCCUUUGAUGACCUGAUGCUGACCCUGGAAGAUCUGGAUUUGUCAUACAACAACCUUCGCAGUGUGCCUUGGGAAUCCAUCCGCAAGAUGGUAAACCUCCAUCAAAUGAGUCUGGACCAUAAUCUUAUCUCAUUCAUCGAUGAGGGAACUUUCACAGAUCUAGAAAAACUGGCUCGAUUGGACCUUACGUCCAACCGUCUGCAGAAGCUCCCACCGGACCCUAUCUUUGGCCGUUCCCAAAGCAGCAUUGGGAUGACCACUCCGUACGUACCUCCAUUGUCUCUAAGCUUUGGUGGAAAUCCAUUGCACUGCAACUGUGAAGUACUUUGGCUUAGGAGGCUGGAACGAGAAGAUGACAUGGAAACAUGUGCUUCUCCUACAAGUUUGAAGGGCCGCUACUUUUGGUCAGUCCGUGAGGAGGAAUUUGUUUGCGAGCCUCCUCUCAUCACGCAACAUACACACAAGUUGCUCGUGCUAGAAGGUCAAACAGCGAGUUUACGCUGCAAAGCCGUAGGUGAUCCAAUGCCAACCGUCCACUGGGUUGCACCAGAUGACCGCCUGAUCAGCAAUUCCUCCCGGGCGACUAUAUAUGAAAACGGCACGCUGGAUAUUACAAUCACAACACCCAAGGAUUAUGGAACCUUUACUUGCAUAGCUGCAAAUGCUGCUGGGGAAUCGACAGCCUCAAUAGAGCUGUCAAUCAUUCAGCUCCCUCACCUGACGAAUGGUACAAACCGUACCACACAGUCCAAGUCUGGGCUUUCAGACAUAACAAGCUCUACCAAGAUCAGUAAGGGGGAGCCUAAAAUUCUGCCUGACAAUGCGGUAUCUGUCUCAGAAGUGUCCGCUGUCUCUGCCCUGAUAAAAUGGACUGUUAGCAAAUCAACUCCAAAGGUCAAAAUGUAUCAGCUGCAGUACAAUUGCUCUGAAGAUGAAGUCCUCAUUUACAGGAUGAUUCCCAUGACAAACAGAGCCUUUAUCGUCACCAAUCUUGUGCCAGGAAUGCAGUACGACCUGUGUGUCUUGGCUAUCUGGGAUGACAGUGCCACUACUCUUACGGCCACCAACAUUGUAGGCUGUGUCCAGUUCAUGACCACCGACGACUAUCCCCAAUGCCAGUCUCUUCACAGUGGUUUCUUGGGAGGAACCAUGAUCCUAGUCAUUGGAGGUAUCAUUGUGGCCACUUUACUUGUGUUUAUAAUCAUCCUCAUGGUCCGCUAUAAGGUGACCAACGGCAUCCAGACUAUAAAAUUACCCUCUGUGAGUAAUACUUACUCGCAGACCAAUGGGGGUAUGAACAGGUUCAAUGGAGCCCCACCACAAGUCAAAUCGGCUGUCGUGGUCAUGCGUGAGGAAAUGGUGGAGUUUAAAUGUGGAUCCCUCCAAAGCAGUAUCUCCUCAUCUUCAUCCUCUUCUAACUCACUGGACAGUCAAACAGGAAGAAGGGCUGGUGACUGCUACAGCAUGCAGGGAGCUGAAUGCAGCACCCUACCUAGCAGCAAGUUCCGGAGACAUAGGCACAGCUCAAAACCGCAGCCAAACCUGGACCACCUUUUAGGAGCCUUCACCGCAAUGGAGCUGCGUGGGGUAUCAAGAGAAGGUCAAGGGGUCCCAAGCCCAUCCAACACUUCCAGUGCCAUGAUAACGGGAGCUGUAGCACCCCUGUCCGACAAAGAACCUCUACUUGGAAGGGCAGAAUCCACCACCAUGUUGGGUCGUCUCCUUGGGCUACCUCAAGAAGGUAAACCCAAAAGAAGCCAUUCAUUUGACAUGGGUCACGCGGGUGCCACGCAGUGUCGUGGGACCCAUCCUCGCAGGAUCAGUAACAUCUGGACUAAACGCAGUUUGUCUGUUAAUGGCAUGCUACUACAGUACGAUGACAAUGAGGACGACAAGCCUAGUUUUGAGAGCUCUGAGUGGGUAAUGGAGAGCACAGUUUGAGUACCCUUGAGCAAAUUAUUUGCCAAACAAUACAGUUAAACAAGAACAAAAGAUGUAGAAAUUCCAAAGGGCAGAGUAUUCCACAAGGGACCAGUUUUUGGGGUUUUCCAUUAAUUUCAACCAAGUUAUUACUGUUUAAUAAAACACACAACUCAAACAGUCUCCAACUGAAUAUGAAUAAUGGUUCCUCUUUCUUGAGUCUUGGAUAAUGCACAAAUGGCCUGGAAUAACUCCUGCUCAACUUGGCACUUGACAGUAUCAAAAAGGGGAAAGAGAGAUGAAAAAUUCUGAGUGGAUUUACUGGGUCUUUAUCAAAUGACUUGAAUGCCAAGUGGAUUUUCCUCAGCUAUGGUGAAUGGGAUGUACUUGUGUGUGACCCGCUGCGUGAAAUGGGACUACUGCCACAAUUGAUCGAAGGACCACAGGAUCACCAUAGGGACAUUUCAAACUUUUUACAUUUUACUUUCCUCUAGGUUUUCUAUCAUUUUUACUAUUUAUUAUUUGGGGGAAAUCAUCAAGCAGCAGUGUGCAGCAUACCAAUGGGGUUAUUCAAAAUAAUCUACAUAUCACAAAAAUGCAUCUUUCAUACAGCCAAUUUUGACCAACACCAAUUACGAUAUUACCGUUUUUUUAAGUAGACGAAAGACAUUAGACCAUUAACUUCACCUUAAUUUCUACCCUUAUCGCUAUUUCACAGGAAAAUUGAAAACGCUUAUACAGCGGUACCUCAAUUUGCAAGUUUAAUUGGUUCUAUGAUGGAGCUCACAUCUCAAAUCACAACUAUCCCAAAUCAACAUCACCCAUUCAAGUCAAUUUGAAUCGAUAUUUAAUCAGUGCUGGGCCCCUACCAAAACACCACAGGUUUAGCAUGUUACAUGCUGAUUGUAGACAAUAUUUACAGCACAAUGAAUCGGGAGAUUACCACAUCGGUUAGCUUUACCAUUUAAUUCUAUAUCAAGCUCAGAUCAUUCUUGCCGGCAGACAAAACAUAACAGAGACAUGCAGAGUUUACAUCAAACUAUCAGCUCAACAAUUUUACACCAAAUUAUCGUAAAUUUAGCUGCAAGUACUUAAUCCUAAAAGCUCAAUCAAUCAUUUAAUCAAAGUGUAUUUAUACAGCUCCUAAUCACAAGUGUCUCAAAGGGUUGCACAAGCCACAACGACAUCCUCGGCUCAGAAAAGCUACUAAUUUUAUUUUACAAUGCCGGAAAAGUCGGUAUCGUUUUUGAUAAAUCCUUUUUUUUAAUCAUCCACUUCUCCUCAGCAUCCUCCUUCACAAACACUUUCUCUACGUUAAUGGUUGUAAAACAAUGUUAUGUUGCUCUCUAGCUACAAGAUAAUGCCAGCGAGUAAAACCCGAUACUUUGGGCAGAUCUUACGGAGUUUAUUCCGACAACCAGCCACAGGGAGGCUCGUAACUCAAAUGUUUGCUGGUAAUUUAAAGAGUAAUAAACAGCCGAGAGACAGCCCGCACCUCAAAAUACUUGUUAGUUGGGGCAUUCCAAGUUCAGGCACCGCUGUACCCAUAUACAAAGAAAGAAACAAAAAAAAGCACAACUUUUCGGGUUUAUGUAUCCGUUUAUUUCCUCCAAUUAGCUCUUCAGCUGUCAUUUUUUUAUUCCGAGUUGUAAAUGACAAUAUCAGAAUCAGUCAGUAUUCAGAAUUAGAACAUGAAAUGUCCGCGGUCCCCACUUUGAUGCCUUUCUCAAUAUCCUGUGGCUCUUUGCUGCAACUGAUUAUGUGGGUUGUUUAUGUUUUUUUUAUAGUUUUGAUCCUUAGGUGAAGCAUUCUGUAUAUUGGCAUAUUUUGUACAAUAACUGGGUGAGAAUGUAAACGUGGGGAACUUAUUUAGUGGUGUGUUUUUUGUUUUUUUUCAUUGCAAGCAAACAGUGAAGGUGCUUUACUGUGGUGUACUAACUUGGUCAUUUUUAGCUGCCUCAGUGAAACGGGAGUCACAGAGAUUGUCUUUUUUUUAUACUUUUAAAUUGGUCACCACUGGGUUACAAAAUGUAUUUGGUGUUUGGUUAAUUGAUUAAAAUCCCCAAAAAGGACAAAUACAACUGCAGCAUUUCCCAGAUGUGACACGCUGUGUUGAUAAAAGAGAAAUUUGUUUUAUGUGAAUGGACCAUUUAACUUGCUAGUUCUUCUUGUGUCCUCUUGUAACAUCCCCUUUCACGCUGCUAACUAAGAAUACCGUUUUGUUCAUGACUUGACAUAGUCAUGGUUGCCACCCAAGGCUCAAGUAAAAAAAAAAGAAUAAAGAUUUAUGUGUGAAAAAUGUUUUGCUAAGAAAAUUAUAUAAAAUGUUAAUAAAUUC